Messenger RNA from Camponotus floridanus (Florida carpenter ant), 2012 nucleotides. RefSeq names its product carboxypeptidase B. The transcript is spliced from 9 exons. Gene Ontology annotation, biological process: proteolysis. The record is from RefSeq and is a predicted model, not a curated record. NCBI's taxonomy places the organism in Eukaryota, Metazoa, Arthropoda, Insecta, Hymenoptera, Formicidae. The coding region runs from base 24 to 1754 and encodes 576 amino acids. Gene Ontology annotation, molecular function: zinc ion binding; metallocarboxypeptidase activity.
UCUUGACGCGAUCGAAGUACAUCAUGAGCGACAUCGAUUCGAUCCUGUACGUGAUCCUCGUAGUUUCAGGAAUAUUUAUGCCAUAUUCGGUAAACGGUAGUCCGUCUCGCGAUAGUUAUACAGUGACACAUCCGAAAUAUGAUUAUUCGGAAGAGAAGAUUUUCCAGAAGGAUAGAAAUCUUGAUGAAAAAAACAGUGGUUUCCAGAAUAUUAAUAAUAAUCAAGAAGUGCGACCGAUUUGGGAUUCUAAAAAUAGAAAAGAAGAAAAAAUUGAAGCAAAUUAUUUUCAACAGACACUCAGGGAAUCAUCCCAGGAUGAUGAUUAUGACAGAGGUUUCUCUCUAUUUGGCCUAGUUGAAACCAUGCUAUCUGUCGUUGCAAAUGGACUUAGCACAGUUGUGAGCAGCAUUGUUGGCACUGAAAAGAAGAAUUUGCGAUCAAAUGUCAAUAAAAUAAAUUAUAGAAAUUAUCAAUUAAUCAGAGUGUUUCCUAAUACGGAAGAUAAUGUUGCGGAUUUGCGUGAUUUGAGAGACGCUGAGCCAGAAGACAUCAAAUUUUGGUCCUUUCCAAAUCUUAAUAGGACCUCCGACAUUAUCGUCGCACCGGAUCUUGUAGCUGACGUUAAGAGCUAUUUGAGAGAUAAAAAAAUGGAUUUCAAAGUGUUAAUAUCGGAUAUUCAGAAAGCAAUAUCAUAUCAAAAUCCGAAAAUGACAAAAGAACAACGCGAAGAUUUAGUGACUACUCAAGGUCAUAGCAUGACAUGGAAACGUUAUCAUCGAUACGGCGAUAUCGUGCGCUAUUUAGAAUAUCUAGCUUUUAGGUAUCCUAACAUGCUUGAAUUAAUAACCAUCGGCCACAGUUACGAAGGCCAACCAAUAAAAAUGGCAAAGGUUUCAACGGGAUUAAAUAAAGAUGGCGAAAGAAAACCUGCGAUUUGGAUCGAUGCCGGUAUGCACGGACGAGAAUGGAUCGGUAGCGCCGUGGUGACCUACAUACUAAGCCAGUUAGUUGAGAGGAAUUCGACCUACUCGAAAUUGUUGGAUAAUUCAGAUUGGAUGAUCUUACCCGUUGUCAAUCCCGAUGGUUACGAAUAUAGUCAUAUCAGCGAUCGUUUUUGGCGAAAAACUAGAAGUAAUCAUGUAGAAAGUCAAGAAGAUAGUAGGUACACACCUAGCAAUUUGUUACAGUUUGUAACGCACUAUACUAGGUGGUUUUGGACUAAAUGCGAAGGAGUUGAUCCAAAUCGAAAUUUUGCAUAUCACUGGGGCGAGGAAAAGGAAGGGAGAGCUAGUUCAGACCCUUGUCACGAAACUUACUCAGGACCCUUCGCCUUCUCCGAACCAGAGACGAAAGCUAUGGCAGAUUACAUUCUGGCAAAUAAGCAACAUAUUCGAAUGUAUUUGACUUUGCAUUCUUAUUCUCAAAUGUGGCUACUACCAUGGAGUCAUACACGUACAAAACCAUCGGAUUAUUCCGAUAUGAUAAACGUAGCGAAAAAGGCGAUUAACGCGAUUGCAAAAGUUCAUGGCACUCAUUAUCAACUUGGACCGGUGACAGAUCUGAUGUAUCCAAUUUCUGGGUCAUCCGAUGACUGGGCCAAAGGGGUAGCCGGUAUAAAAUACGCAUACACAGUAGAACUACGUGAUCGAGGAACAUACGGAUUCUUGUUGCCAGCGACUCAAAUAGUUCCGACUGCGCGUGAGAUUUGGGCGGGAAUUCGCGCAAUCGCCCGCUUAGUCACCUGUAACACGUGAAAUUGCUCUUAUCGAAUUAAUUUACAUUUUUUUCCGAAUGAUAAAGAGCAGAUUAAUUCAUUUAUAAAGCGCAUAAUUACUGGUAUUUCUGCGCAGAUUAAUAUUCUAAAGUAGGGCAUUCUUGAGCAUUAUUGAGAAAUCGACACUCGAAUCGUUAUCAGAAUAAAUAAUAGUUAAAAUGACGACGAGAGAUAAAUUUAUUACUUAACUGAGAUCAUAGGAACAUAUUGACAUUAUUGAUAUUAUUAACAAACAUGC